AUGAACAACUCUUCCGAUUCGACACCCGGCGGCGGCUCCAGUCUCGGAAACCAAACGAUCGGAGGAUUCGGGUACGGGAUCGGCCUAUCCAUAGCGUGCCUCGUCAUGUUCGCAGUCGUCACCUACGUUUCCUACGUCUGCAAACGUCUCCACGGCGGUGAUGGUGGGCCCACCACCACCACCACCACCACCAGGAUCCGCCGCGGUUCGUUGGCAUCACUGAAUGCUAACCCGGCCGCGAGUCCGGAUUCUUCUUCUACAGUUAGUGCCCAAUGCAACGGCUUGGACGAGGCAACUCUAUCCACCUACCCUCAAUCCGCCUACUCACAAAUCGGUGGGGCCCGUGAGGGAAAAUCGAAUGCAUCAGCGUGCUCGAUUUGCCUGGCGGACUACAAGGGGGCGGAUUUGGUACGGUUGAUCCCGAGUUGCGGGCAUUUGUUCCACCGCGAUUGCAUCGAUCCGUGGCUAAGUCUUCACCCGACUUGUCCGGUUUGUAGAAGUUCGCCGUUGCCUAUUACGAUUUAUUAG
Erythranthe guttata (spotted monkey flower) is the source of this 528-nucleotide messenger RNA. RefSeq names its product putative RING-H2 finger protein ATL71. The record is from RefSeq and is a predicted model, not a curated record. Lineage: Eukaryota; Viridiplantae; Streptophyta; Magnoliopsida; Lamiales; Phrymaceae.